Ziziphus jujuba (common jujube) is the source of this 965-nucleotide messenger RNA. RefSeq names its product endo-1,3;1,4-beta-D-glucanase-like. Gene Ontology annotation, molecular function: hydrolase activity. The transcript has 7 exons. Lineage: Eukaryota; Viridiplantae; Streptophyta; Magnoliopsida; Rosales; Rhamnaceae. The record is from RefSeq and is a predicted model, not a curated record. The coding region runs from base 119 to 847 and encodes 242 amino acids.
UGUGCCUCUUUUCUUUGAAUUAAUUACUUGGCAAUUUGUUAUCUUCCACGAGUGCUUGACACAGAGAGAGAGAGAGACUUAGAUUUUGUUUUUGAUAGAAAAUAAAGAGUGAAAAAGAAUGUCAGGGCCUCAGUGCUGCUCAAACCCUCCAGUACUCGAUUCAAGUUGUGGAGCAGGCCAUGUUGAGAAACUUGGUGGCCUCGACUCCUAUGUCACUGGCUCACCUGAUUCCAAACUUGCUAUUCUUCUUAUUUCUGAUGUUUUUGGAUAUGAUGCACCAAACCUGAGGAAGCUGGCGGACAAGUCUGCAGCUGCUGGAUUCUUCGUGGUGGUUCCCGACUUCUUACACGGAGAUCCUUAUGUGAUUAAAAAUCCUGAGAGGCGUUUAGAAGGCUUUGAUGUUUGGUUUAAAGAUCAUGGAACGGAUAAGGGAGCUGUCGAAGCAAAAUCAGUAAUUGAGGCAUUGAAAAGUAGAGGUGUUUCUUCAGUUGGGGCUGCAGGCUUCUGUUGGGGCGCUAAGGUUGUUAUUGAACUUGCGAAAACUGACAUUAUCCAAGCUGCUGUGCUGCUACAUCCUUCGUUUGUCACCAAUGAAGACAUCAAUGAGGUUAAAGUUCCGAUUUCGAUUCUUGGAGCUGAGAUUGACAUAAUGUGUCCACCAGAAGUGGUUAAACAAUUUGAAGCUGUGUUAGCUGGAAAAUCUGGGGCGGAGUUCUUGGUGAAGAUAUUUCCAAAAGUCGAGCAUGGAUGGACUGUAAGAUAUGAUGUUGGAGAUGAAGAGGCUGUCAAGAAAGCAGAGGAGGCUCAUCAGGACCUGUUGGAAUGGAUUUCUAAGUAUGUUAAGUGAAAGUGUUCAACAUAGUACUCCAUCAAAGUUACCUAAGAUUUUAGAACACUGUGAAAACUUUGUCAAAACUCCUUUGUAUUUGGAAUGGUUUGAAUAAUAAUACUUGGAACUUUUUCAA